AGGAGGGGUUUGGGAGUUAACUGCAUGCAGGAAAUCUCUCACAUCCUGCGUCCCAGCUCGCUCCUCUCUGUAACUGUAUAUGAUGGUGCUAUUCUCCAGACCUAGCUGAUGAAAGUUUGUCUCUUUCAGUCUGGGCUAAGAUGUCAAAGCGUCUCCAUGCAGAGCAGCGGCGCUUCCCUCCUCCUCACCCCCCAGCCCAGCUAUUCAUGCUGCUGCUCAGCCUAAACUGGCUCUUUAUAGCAUCAUCCAGGGCUCAAGGAGAGAAUGCAGACAGUAAAUUGGAAUCCUCCAGGCAACAGAUGUCAAAGAACCAGUCAGAACAUUAUGAGAUAAUAAUUCCCUACAUUUUGAAUGGAGAACAAUGGAAACCAAUAAAUAGCAUUGAUUCAAAGAGUCACCCAGCACUGAUGAAGUUUCUAAUACAAACUGAAAGUAAGCGACUAGUCAUCAGUCUGGAGAGAAACGAAGGCCUCUUAGCUGAUAGCUUCACAGAAACACACUAUAUGAAAGAUGGCACUGAUGUCAUUCUCACACGCAAUUACACGGGUCACUGCUAUUACCAUGGUACUGUGCAAGGGUAUCCUGAUUCUGCAAUCAGUCUCAGUACCUGCUCUGGACUCAGGGGACUUAUUUUAUUUGAAAAUAAAACCUACAUUCUGGAGCCAUUGGAAAAUGCUACAAGUGAACACAAGAUCUACCAAGCCGAGAACCUGAAAAUAGCCUCCGGAUCUUGUGGCAACCAAUUCAACAUCUCUGGCAUCACUAUUGAUGACACACCACAGUCUUCUCAAGCAUUCACCAGCAGGCACAAGAGGGAGACUCUGAAGAUAACAAAAUAUGUGGAGCUUGUUAUUGUUGCAGAUAAUCGAGAGUUUCAGAGACAGGGAAAGGAUGUGGAAAAAGUUAAGCAGAGGCUGAUAGAAAUUGCAAACUAUGUCGAUAAGUUGAAGCCAGCAGGGAUUUCUUGCAGAGACUCAAGUAAUUCCUGUGAUCUUCCGGAGUUCUGCACUGGAGCCAAUCCUCACUGCCCAGCUAAUGUAUAUUUACACGAUGGACAUCCAUGCUACAGAGUAGAUGGGUAUUGUUAUAAUGGCAUAUGUCAGACUCAUGAACAACAAUGUGUCACACUCUGGGGACAAGGUGCUAAACCCGCCCCUGGGAUCUGCUUUGAGAGAGUCAAUUCUGCAGGUGAUCCUUAUGGCAACUGUGGCAAAGACGCCAAAAGUUCCUUUGCUAAAUGUGAACCCAGAGAUGCUAAAUGUGGAAAAAUUCAGUGUCAAGGGGGAGCAAAUCGACCUGUAAUUGGUACCAAUGCUGUUUCCAUAGAAACAAAUAUCCCGCUGCAGGAAGGAGGCAAGAUUCUAUGUCGUGGUACCCAUGUGUACUUGGGAGAUGAUAUGCCUGAUCCUGGUCUCGUUUUGGCAGGCACAAAAUGUGAAGAUGAAAAAAUCUGUCUUAACCGCCGGUGCCAAAAUACUAGUAUAUUCGGUGUUCAUGAAUGUGCAACAAAAUGCCAUGGACGCGGAGUCUGUAACAAUAAAAAAAAUUGUCACUGCGAAGCUGACUGGGCCCCUCCCCAUUGUGACAAGCCAGGGUUUGGCGGCAGCCUGGACAGUGGACCAACCAGACAAGCAGAUAAUAGAAGUUUAACCAUAGGAAUACUCGUAACCAUUCUGUGCCUUAUUGUUGCUGGUUUAAUCCUGUAUCUCAAAAGGAAGACUUUGAUUAGACUGCUAUUUACAAAUAAAAAGACAACAAUAGAGAAACUAAGGUCUGUGAGUCCAGCAAGGCCUUCCAGUUCAUUUGAGCCUAAUCAUGUUCAUACCACAACUCUCAGUAAAAAUCUAGUCAUAAAGCCACAAAAUUUAAACAUACAUCAGAGAGAUGGUCCGAGAAGAUUGCUACCAUAUCAGACUACUAACAUCAGUAACUCUGUAAAGACAUCUGAUUUACAGCGGUCAAAAACACCCAAGCGAGUCCUACCACCCCUUCACCAGCUACCCUGUCCUCAAACUGUACCUGCACGACCACUGCCAGCUAACCCAUCUCUUAGGCUUGCUCAGGAAACUCUCAAACCAAACCCUCCUCAAAAGCCUUUGCCAGCAAAUCCUCUGAACAAAACUGCUCGGUUUAACAAUGCCUCCAGCCCAAUAUUUGGACAUCAGAAACUUGUGCCUCACAUUACUCCUGUAAGACCUGUACCUAAACAUCCACAAGUGCCCAGAUCCAGCAACACUGCCUAUGUGAAAUGACAAGAAAAUCUGACACCUUUCUGAAAAAAGUGAAGACAGAAGUUUGCACUAUCUUUAAACUCCAACUAGAGUGGGUUUAAAAAAAAUAACAAUACUUAGAAUUUUUAAUGUUUAAAACACCAUUAUUUUUAAGAACUCUGAGCUACUGCUUUUGGUGCUGUGCUGUGCUAUGGUGCUCAUGUACUUGCUCAGGUACUUGUAAAUUAUUAAUUUAUGAUGAAUAUUUAUUACAGUGCAGUGCACUGUAGUAGAUAUUUUUUUACCAUAGCUGAGUUUUCCUAGGAAGGAAGCCUUUUUUAUAAUAUUUCAGUGAACUUGAAACAUUCUGCUUUGUGUCUUAUGUAGAGUGUUUAGUUUUGAUCUAUUCUUUAUAGAGUACUGAUACUCAUGGAUAAAUCAAUGGAUAAACAACUCUAGUGAUCUCAAUGGUUUAUAACAAACCUGUGAAUGAUUACAUCAGGGUGAGCCAUGGUUUUCUGGAAUACAGUGAAAUGCCCGAUAUCUGCACAUGAAUGUAUACCGUAUCUGUUUAACCAAAAUAACUGUUACUAGUUGUACUGUAAUUUCAAGAUGCCUGGUAUCACUGUUUGAAAUUGUCAGGAAAUCUGUGCUUAAAGAGAGCAUAUUGGUUUUGGACAAAUACUGUAUAUCAUAAAAUUGUAUUUUUAGCUCACGGUUUUAUCAAACUCAACACAAUCGUUCCGUAUCAAUGCAGAUUCAGGCCUUCCAAUGUAAUCACAUUUUUUGAUGCUUUGGUAAUUAGAUAAAUUCAAUAUCCUAUAAGAUAGUGACAUCUUACUAUGCAAUAUAGCUAUACAGUCAAAUACAUUAAAAACACUAAGAUGCUAUAUUUACAAAGAAUUGUUUUAAAAAUAGAUUAUAUGCAUUUCUGCUGCCUCACUUCUGCUUAUCAACUGUAUUUUACAUAUUUACUGCUGUUUUGUAUCUAACUUCUAAAACGUUAUUCUGUCUGUCGCUGAUGGAUUUUUCCCAAAAUACUCAUACUCCUGUGAACGAAGUGUUAAAAAGAUGUCUAUACUAAAGUACAUGAGGUGUCUGAAAACAGACAGGAUCUUCAUAUCUCUUGAGCACCAUUCAGUGUAAAAAAGAAAGCUACUUUUGCCCUUCAUCUGUACAUCGAAUCUUCAUCAAAAAGCAGAGAUUGGAAAUCAAUACCUUUCUGAUUUCUGUUUUGUAUUUCUUAAAGCUGAAAUUGUUAGAGGAAUAUUUUUAAGUCCUACUUUAGUUCCCUCAAAUCACCAUGUGGUGGAUCAUCUCUUUUACAGUGAUAAACAAUCAAGCUACUACUGACCAUUGCUCCAUAUGUGGGUUAAAUUAUAUUAGGAAAAUGGUCAUAUUGCAACAAAGGCUCACAGUGACGACUCCUCCCUAGCUUUUCCCACUACGCUAACCUAGCCCAACUAGUGCUGUAAACACCUUCACUGUGAGUGUAGAUGCAACAAAUUCAUUUUCAACUCUGCUACUGGAAACAUAAGUGUGUGUGCAUUGUGUGAGGUCUCUUCCACACUCUUUCUGUAACGCUGCUAAAAAUAGUUUGUUUCACCUACGCUAUCAACAAACUCUUCUUUUCAAUACAAGUUGAAAGGGACUAAGUGAGAGCCAUUACUGACAUUAUUGUCAGCAAUGGGUUAGUUUCAUGUUUGUUUCUUCAAGCAGAAAGAAACGUACAGAGGCCUUUGGAUCUCAUUUCAGUGAGUGUAACUCGACUUAACUUUCUCAGUCUCCACUGUAUCAAGGCAACAAUAUAGCAGCCAGGUUUACGGAUGAACUAAACAGCUAAAUCCACAUUACCAACAAAACAAAUAAACCAAAAUAGAAUCCUCCUCAAAGACAUUUCAGUUCCUAAAUCAUGCAUAUUUAAUAAAAUUACCAGUGAUUUACUUUAUAAGACAUUCUGGAAAAUGCUAACAAAAUAUUUAUGAUAAACAUGGAGAAUUUCUGAGGGUGGUUGCACUCUACUUUCUUUUAUAUUGGAUUUGGCAAACACCAAAACCAGGUGCUGUUGUGGCUAUUUAAGCAACCUUUUUAUGAAUUUUGGAUAGGUAUUUUUCUUUUGUUUUUAAAAGCCUUAACUCCUUACUGCUAGCAGUGGCAUCUUGUUCUGUUGCCAGAAUUAGGAAAAUACAUCACUUUUAAAACAUACUAGGGUUCAUAUGGACACUUCAGUCCUUUAUAGUCCUUUUUUAGGCUCCCAUUGACUAUACUGUAUCAAAAUAUUUCUGUAUUUCUGAUAAUGUUUAAAGUGUGGCCACAUUGAAGUGAAUGGCAACACACCCAAUUACUUUAGUGGGGCCAGAAUUUUACCUGAAGGUUAGCUCCUCAGCUGAUGUACAUCAGAGCAGUGUUGACUUCAAGGAGCUGUAAUAUUUUACAGCAGCUUGGGACCUGAUUCCUCAGAUCAUACUGGAGUAAGUUUUCAGUAUGAUAUGCAGGGACUUAAUCCUAAAACGUCUAUUAAUAUUAAAAGGACACAAAAUCUUCUGUAUUUUUUUCUUUGUGAUAAUACCCUUCUGAGGUAGAAAAGUAGUCAGCAUUUUUGCAGAGCUUUGCACAUGUAAAGUAUUCUAUCAAAGUGUUCUAGUUUUAGAAAAUCCCAACAACAUUAUUUGAAAGUAAAUAUUUUUUCUUCAUUAGCCUUUGGCAAACAUUAAACUUUUCCCAUGUUUCUAAUACAACAGAAGACAAUAUGGCUUUCUUUUUUGUCUAUUUCCUUAUUUAUGUAUUAGCUUCCCUGCAUAAUUGUGUGCAGUGAUGGAAAUACUGUUUAAUUUCUGCUUCAGAGUCUGCAAAGGAAGCAUGGAGAGUACUAAAAAUUAUGGCAGUAAGCCCGAUAAAGGGGUUUUUGAGGGGAUUGGGGUUUUUUGUUUGUUUUUGCAACUCUUUCUUGAUUUCUCAGUGAAAAGGUUAUACUCCAGCAGAUUGUGAACAGGUCAAAUUAUGGGCCUAUAUAAUAGUGGUCUCAAGAGCUGAGAGGCUAAUUUUCCAGUGCCUGCAACUGACAUUUACAACUUAAUGCUUUCUGAAAAUAAGAUAUUUCAAGACUAACAAGCACCAGGAGACAAAUUCUUCCCUGGUGUAACUCCAUGCAGAUGCACCAGGGAAGAUUUUUGGCCACUAUAUAUAAAACGAUUACAUGUCAAAAUAUGUAAAGAGUGUACACUGCCUUACAAUCUAAAUUUCUUCAAGUUCACCAUCACAUGAACCACACAAUCAACAAAAUAUAAGCAAAUAAUGGCCACUUGCAGGGGGAACACUUUUAUGCCUUCGUAACUUUACUGGGCAUUGUGAAACUAAAAUUAAAGGCCAUUGUCCCUUGUAAUUGGCAAAAUUAUGUGACAAAGUGGCACACAAUGUAAAAAUCAGACUGCUGCAAGGAAGCUAAUGAUUUGAACUGGUAAUCUGUAGUGGUGCUAAGGCUUAUUAGGGUGAUACACGUAUGAUUCUUUAAGACUACUUUUGUGAAAGAUGUAUUAGCAAGAACAAUUUAAACACGAUAUAGAGGAACAGAAGUUGCAUGACUAGUCUGAAAGUUUUUAAACCAGAUCAACUUCCCCUCACCAUCAUCAAUGUGUUUAAACACAAAGGUACACUUCUUAAAUAACCUGGAUAAAAAAAGGUUCCAUUUGCAUAUGGUUUAUGAAGAAUUAAUAGAUGUGACUACUCAUGUUUUGAAUAUGCUUGUGUAAAACCAACAGACUCCGGUCAUCAGGCGGGAUCAAACCUGGGACCUCUGGAGCUUAGUUCAUAAUCCUCUACUGUAUGAGCUAAAAGCCAUAUGGCUGUUAGCUAAGGCUGUAGAGCAGACUCAAUCUCUCUCUACGUGGUCUCAGUGUCACCAGAUGGGACAGAACACCAAACCCAGAAGGUGUAUGGGUACACUUGCAUAUUACAGGUGGUUAUAAGCACAUCAGUAGAUGUCUGUAAGCCACAAGUAACCUAUUAACCUGUUGGAUUCUAUAACAACUGAUUAACCAUGUAUCAAAGCAUCUGUUAAUCACCCAUUAACUUUUUAAAAACUAUUUAUAAAUGGAACCUUAAAAGUGUAACCAGCAUCUCUAAGCAAUACCCCUUUAACAAGCUGGAAUUCCAAGCAUGAAUAUUGCAAUGCCAAAUUUACAAAUGCUUCAUGAAUCCAGUGAGGUUGUGUGUAUAGCUCUUAUUACAGGAUCAGAUCCUGAGUUAACACCCAUGCUGACAAAACAGAUUUACAAGGAUCAUAGAUGGGUUAAAACUAAUCUGAACCAUAACAGUUAAGUCAUGAUACUUUAAGAUUGACUUUCACAUGAUCUUGCUUUUUGCUUAUAUGACCUACAGUGAGAUGAUGCAUCAUCACUAAUCAGACAACUCUUGCUAUCCCAAGAUUCAUCUUAAGUCUGCAUGAGAAAUCUCUGAAAAAUACCUUUAACCAACUUGUAAACUAAUAAUUUACAACUACUUAAAACUGCUGACUAAACAGGGGGAUAUAUAUCAAAGGUUAUUAAACAUUUAAACUUCUUAAAGCAAAACAGCUCAAGCAUAUGUAAUGAUUUUGAGAUUAAUUUUACAGUUAAAGGCUAUGAUACAAGUAUGUAUGACCUACUUGAGACUUGCUGACUCAUGUCCUGGUUUGGAAAUGCCAGAGAGAUCUGGACCCUUUGAAAGCAUUCCCUCAUUCUAGAGAGGUAAAAACUUAAUGCUUUGUUGCUGCUGUUACUGGUAAACAACACUCUCAUAGAACCUGGGGAAGAGCACGUACCUGGGCUUUCCACAGAGCAAUGCAUAAAGGUGCAUUAUGUUAGUGCAUGGGACUGGAAGUACAAAUGACCAUCAACAAACCAGUGAAAAUUACUAAAUAUGCGAAGUACAAAAACUGUAUAAAACGGAGACAGAUAUGGGGUUUUCCCAUCUAAUGUCUUUCAAUUUUAGUAAUCAUAGGUGUUGCUUUUAUAUAGAUACAGGUUUUCAUAUACUAGUGUAAUUUUUCCACCUGCGUGUCUUCUUUUAAAUGCCUAGUUAGUUCAAAGCUGCUGUACAUGGCUUUUUUCCUGGCAGGUACUUUUUUUAGCAUCAGUUCUGUUUGGUUCUGAUUAUUUGAAAAUCCAACGUUAUUGCACUAUUUGCUAAUGCCCAAUAAAUGUUACUAGUUAUAGUUUGUUUUUAAUGCAUUUAGACAUUUACAAUAAAGUUGAAGGAAGAUUUAUUCGUUAAUUAUCUUUUAGUACACUAGGAAAUUUACUUUUGUAAACUCAUUAGUGCCAGAACUCAUUCUACAUACAGAUUAUCCCUUCUGAACAGCAACUAAAUAAAUCUAUCCACAAGAGAUUAUGCCCCUAUGGAUCAUCAUCACAUGUUGCAAAAUAUAACUAAAUAUGAAUGUAGCUAACAGAAAAAGAAAUAAAAUACUAAUCUACUACACAUUUAAGAGAGCGUGGGGUCUAAUGGUUUAAAUAUGGGAAUAAGAAUUGGGAGAUCCUGAAUUUUCAUCCUUUUCUUGAUACAGAGUUCUCUUUUUGAUCUUACACAGUUACUUAACCUCUCAGCAUCAGUUUUUCCCAUCCAUGAAAUGGAUAUAGUAACACUUAAUUAUCCAAUUCAUAGGGUGGUUUUGAAGCUUAAUUAGUUAGUAGUUACAAAGCACUUUAAAAACCAUUAAAGUGCUACACGUUAUCUAAGUCACCUCAAACUUUCAUCUCGCUGUCAAAUUCCUGCUUUCGCAUAGACUCUUCUGGAUGGUGUUUGCUUCUCCAACAUACCUGAAUAUGCCUUUCCAAUAUACAUUCACAUCUAUUUCAAACCAACAGAAGACUUUUGUAUGUAUUAAUUUAUGUUUUUAAACAAAGCAUUAAAAAGCGUGACCAGUGACUGUAAACAAUCAGUAACAGAGCAGUCACAGAAAAAUAUUUUUAAAAGCACUUUAAGGCAGGAUAUAUAAAAAUACAAGGCAUGUUUUCACUAGGUUAAACUCUGGGGAAAAAAGGUGCUAUUGUUCUAAAAAAAAAAAAAAAUGUAGCAACUGA
Messenger RNA from Trachemys scripta elegans, 8269 nucleotides. RefSeq names its product ADAM metallopeptidase domain 12 (gene ADAM12). Gene Ontology annotation, molecular function: metalloendopeptidase activity. The record is from RefSeq and is a predicted model, not a curated record. Gene Ontology annotation, biological process: proteolysis. The coding region runs from base 141 to 2252 and encodes 703 amino acids. The transcript is spliced from 18 exons. NCBI's taxonomy places the organism in Eukaryota, Metazoa, Chordata, Testudines, Emydidae.